Zingiber officinale is the source of this 1340-nucleotide messenger RNA. RefSeq names its product prolyl 4-hydroxylase 1-like. Lineage: Eukaryota; Viridiplantae; Streptophyta; Magnoliopsida; Zingiberales; Zingiberaceae. The transcript is spliced from 12 exons. Gene Ontology annotation, biological process: peptidyl-proline hydroxylation to 4-hydroxy-L-proline. Bases 255 to 1103 code for a protein of 282 amino acids. Gene Ontology annotation, cellular component: endoplasmic reticulum. Gene Ontology annotation, molecular function: procollagen-proline 4-dioxygenase activity; iron ion binding; L-ascorbic acid binding. The record is from RefSeq and is a predicted model, not a curated record.
GUCGACGUUCGCCGUUGCUACACUUUCUCUACCGCUGUCAAUUGUUUUUUUUCCUUUUAUUUUCUAAAACCUAACUUCUCCUCUCCCGUUCAGAAACGCCUCGCCUCGCCGGCUGUCGGCGUUACUCGACUCCAUGAAUCAUUUCCUCCUCAUCCUUGCGCUCUUCCGCCGUUUCUUCUCCAAUCCAUGCGCGGAGGAGAGGGAGAGAGUACGAAGAGGCAAUUUUGUUCUGGUGGUCGAUUUUGGUUGCGAGGAUGGCUCAAUCCGUGUGCGUCAUCCUGUUCCUCACCUUCAUCACCGUCGGCAUGAUCCUUGGUACUUUCCUCCAGUUGCUACAAUUCUGGAAUUUGGAAAAGUUAUCUGGCCCUUCUCCCUGGGUGUCCAAUAAACAGUCUGCUUUCCUUCAUCUUGGACUGGUAAAACCUGAAAUUCUCAGUUGGUCACCACGGAUUAUUCUUUUUCGUAAUUUCUUAACCAUGGAGGAAUGUGAUUAUCUUAAAACAAUUGCUGAGCCUCAUCUCCAAGUUUCUCAAGUGCAUGAUACUAAAACAGGGAAGAGAGUUACAACUGAUGGUCGAACAAGUUAUGGUACCUUUCUAACACCUGGACAAACAAAAUUCUCAAUGAUUCAGGCUGUUGAAAAGCGGAUUGCUACCUUCACUCAGGUCCCACAAGAAAAUGCAGAGCUGCUUUAUGUAAUUAGGUACCAACCCACCGAGUAUUAUUUGAUACAUCAUGAUUAUCUGCCGGAAAAUACAAUGGGGAAGGGAGGCCAACGUGUCGCCACGAUGCUUAUGUAUUUAAGUAAUGUGGUAGAAGGGGGCGAAACAUACUUUCCAUUGGCAGGAUCUGGCAACUGCAGCUGUGGUGGUGUGGCUGUGCACGGACUGUGCGUCAAACCAAACAAGGGAGAUGCACUCCUUUUAUGGAACAUGGACCUCAACGGGAAAGUAGACCCAAUGAGUCUUCAUUCAGGCUGCCCAGUUCUUAAAGGGGAGAAGUGGACAGCCACGAGCUGGAUGAGGCAGGGAAGUGCGAGGGGCUUUUGGAAUACCAAGAAAUGGACUUCUGAGGCAUUCAAACGAUCCCAUACGGCAAAUUAGUGCUCACCAUCAUGCAAGUCUUUGCUUAAACUCCAUAUCUGAUGAAAGAUCCACCAUCAGGAGUCAACAAUAGCAACUUUAGUCAUUGCCUGGCCUUCUUCCACUUAAAUAACGGGACAUCACCCAAUAGCUAGGUAACUCGUCUACGCGUAAAAAGAAAGAAAAUGAAGUGUAAUUUGUUUUUUUAUUAUUCAAUAAAUUAUUGAACCAUUUGAUGAUUUAAAGAUGUCAUAUUUU